AUGUCUAUUUUGCCACACCAAGGUCAGGCUUCUCUUCCACCAGAGAUAUGGGACAUCAUCAUCCCCAAGACAUCGAGGGCUGGACAGCGUUCCUGUCUCUUCGUUUGCAGAUUGUUCUAUGGGAUAGCAGUGCGAACAUUAUUCUCUUCUAUCUACGUUCAUCUCGGCCUCUGCGACUGGCGGUGGGCUUACCGGACUCGUACUCGGGGGGAACGAGUGCAGCUAGAACGCGAUAACAUCACGCGAGCCAGCGCCCUCCUCGAACACAUCGCGCACGAUGUGGUCUUUGCGUCAUAUGUCCGGAAGAUGGCGGUGUAUGUGUUCAUCAACGACGCGGAGGAUAAGGUACUUGGAGCGCGACGAUGCUUACUGUCUGCGCUCAAAAGCCUGCACAAUCUGACCACGUUCGUGGUUUCCCAAUAUCGGUCGUUGCUUGAUGUGGACCAGGAGUGCAUCGAUGCACUGGCUUCAGCGCAUCCGCCGUUGAGAGAACUUCACUUUCCGAUGUAUCUUAACAUCGCUGGUGACGCUUGCAGCCAAGAUGGACCCAUGAAUAUGUCACUGGGGGACCUGCGUUUGGAUGCAUUCGACCGUUUGGAGUCUGUUACUUUGCAUCUCGAGGCCGGCUACAGACUCGACGACUUCAUCGGAUACGAUAGAGAGAAAGACUUCCUCUGCGCUCUUACAAGCGCCCGCCGUGAUACGCUCCGGUGUCUGAAAAUCGGCGGGAACCUCGGUCUUGAUUGCCCCGACGCUCUUGCGCAGGUUCUCCAUCUGAGGGAUCUCGAGUUACAGUAUUCCGAAGGCGUGGACGAAGUAGAGACUGUCAUCCAGCGCUGUCCCAACCUGCAUUCCUUUGGCCUUGCAUCGUACACCGGCGACCAUGAGAACAUCAUGCAGGUGUUCGCGCGUAACAGCUCGGCCCUGCCUCAUCUCACAUCUUUGCGACACACGGGGUACGUUUCGCUGCGUGAGAACACGUUUAGCCUGGACGGGCUGGUCGAGUUCGUGAGGGAAAAGGCGCUACUGCGCAGGCUGGACUUUGCUGCCAGCUAUCGAUGGGAAGAACUCAAGGCGCUGUUGCCAUUCCUCAGAUCGUCGAAGACGCUGGACACACUGGGGCUCUCGCUGCAGGCGGAUGUGUUCCGCAAGGAUGAUGCACGGCAUUUGCAGGCACACCUUCCUUCCCAGAUCCGUGCUCUACGCGUGCAUAUUUCCAUCAAGAGCCUUGAAGUGGGCGCAGAUAUGUGGCACGGGCUGUGGACGCACCUCCCCGAGCUCAGAUUCAUCUACGUCCACGAGGAACCGCACGAGCGCGGCCCCGUGCUUGACAUCGAGCAGCUGGCCUCGAGAGCACCACGCUUGCAGGUGGUCGGCGUUAAUGGGCGUUUCAGGGAGGUCGAGCGCGGAAGCGAUGGCUCGGUCGCGCUCUCUGCGCCGUGGCCGAUGUUCAAGAUUGCUGCGCGGGAUUUCGACUGCGACGACUGGGAGUGGCUUAUGUUCGAAGCUACCCUGCCGCUCUGGGAGGUCUCUGGAGCGAAUGGCCCUCGGGCCCCGACGACAGGGCUGGUCACAUAA
Messenger RNA from Postia placenta MAD-698-R-SB12, 1578 nucleotides. RefSeq lists its product as hypothetical. The record is from RefSeq and is a predicted model, not a curated record. NCBI's taxonomy places the organism in Eukaryota, Fungi, Basidiomycota, Agaricomycetes, Polyporales, Adustoporiaceae. Bases 1 to 1578 code for a protein of 525 amino acids. The transcript has 4 exons.